Messenger RNA from Brassica rapa (field mustard), 690 nucleotides. Its product is annotated as NDR1/HIN1-like protein 1. Gene Ontology annotation, biological process: defense response to other organism. Gene Ontology annotation, cellular component: plasmodesma; plasma membrane. NCBI's taxonomy places the organism in Eukaryota, Viridiplantae, Streptophyta, Magnoliopsida, Brassicales, Brassicaceae. The record is from RefSeq and is a predicted model, not a curated record.
AUGGGAGAGGGAGAAGCAAAAGCUGAGCAUGCAGCCAAAGCAGAUCACAAACAUGCUCCCUCCGCUUCUUCAACGCCGGAGUCUUACUCCAAAGACGGCCAACGACGACGAGGCCGCGGAGAUGCUUACCGCGCAUUCUGCGCCGCCAUCUUUUCCAUCCUCGUCUUACUAGGUAUCAUCGUUUUAAUACUCUGGCUCGUCUACCGUCCACACAAGCCACGCCUCACCGUCGUAGGAGCCGCCAUAUACGACCUCAACUUCACGGCGCCGCCGUUAAUCUCAACCUCCGUCCAGUUCUCCGUCUUGGCCAGAAACCCGAACCGGAGAGUCUCCAUUCACUACGACAAGCUGUCCAUGUACGUUACCUACAAAGAUCAGAUCAUAACGCCCCCGCUUCAGCUUCCACCGCUUCGUCUAGGACAUAAAUCAACGGUGGUGAUAGCUCCGGUGUUGGGCGGCGCCGGGAUACCGGUUUCACCGGAAGUUGCUAACGGGUUGAAGAGUGAUGAAGCUUACGGUCUCGUUUCAAUGAGAGUGGUGGUUACAGGGAGGCUACGUUGGAAAGCUGGUGCGAUUAUGACUGGACGGUAUGGAUUUUAUGCAACGUGUGGUGUGUGGAUGAGAUUUAAUCGAUCUUCUAAUGGUCAAGUUCCUCUUCUCGCUCCUUCAACUUGUAAAGUUGAUGUCUAG